Messenger RNA from Sesamum indicum (sesame), 1160 nucleotides. The record is from RefSeq and is a predicted model, not a curated record. Lineage: Eukaryota; Viridiplantae; Streptophyta; Magnoliopsida; Lamiales; Pedaliaceae.
CUAAAGUAAAACACAAAAGCGGAAUGCUGUCUGCACAAUCCUCUGAAAAUUAAAAUAGGCAGGCAUUAACACAAGCACUUCUACCGGAGCAAUGGCCGACGAGAUUCCGGUGAUCGAUUUCCGAGAAUUUCCAGGCAGCUUAUCGAAGCUGAUCAAGGCCUCUGAGGAAUGGGGUUGCUUCAGGAUUGUGAAUUUCGAGAGCAUUCUCCCAGUUUCGCUCAUGUACGAGAUGAAGGAAGUGGUAGCAUCUUUGCUGGAUCUUCCCCUGGAGAUCAAACAGCGCAACGUGGAUGAGAUCGCCGGCAGUGGCUAUAGAGUUCCGGGACUGAUUAAUCCCAUUCACGAGGGUUUGGGUCUGUAUGACAUCGCUUCCUCUCAGGCUGUUGAUGCCUUUUGUGCCCAGUUGGAUGCUACUCCUCUGCAAAGGGCCACAAUUACAAGAUACGCUAAAGCAGUACACGAGCUGAUCAUGGAUAUUGGAUGUAAAAUAGGAGAAGGUUUGGGUCUGAGAGAUGUUCCUUUCAAGAACUGGCCCUGCCAAUUCAGGAUUAACAAAUAUCCCUUUACGCCUGAAACAAUUGGUUCGGAUGGGCUAAGAACACAUACGGACAACGGGUUUCUUACCAUAGUGCAGGAUGAUGAGCUAUUUGGUGGUCUUGAAGUGAUGCGGAAACCAGGUGAAUUUGUUGCCGUUCAGCCUCGUCCGGAAGCCCUCCUAGUCAAUUUCGGAGACAUUGCUACAGUGUGGAGCAAUGGAAGAUUCUACAAUGUGAAGCAUCGGGUUGUCUGCAAACAAGAAGGAAUCAGAAUUUCGGUUGCUACGUUUCUCUUAGGACCAAAGGAAGCAAUGGUUGAGGCACCGCCUGAAUUAGUGACUCCAGAAAAUCCUCGUCUCUUUGUUCCAUUUGGGUUUGAAGAUUUUCGGAAAACUAGAUUCUAUAAACACAUGAAUGCAGCUAUAAAAAGCACAUGUUUGAAAAACACAUAUUGUUGGACUUCUUCUCAGCUACAUACAGCACAUGUCAUGCUGAAGUUGAUCAAUGUUUAGCAGAAGAUGAUGCUGUUUGAGUUGAUCACGUUGGAUCCACGAAAGAGAUGAAUAACUUAUUUAGAUGUAAUAAUGUCAAUACUUAAUUAAAAUUCCUUACUGAACUUUUUCC